AUGGGAAUCUCCGACUAUUUCUCUGGCUUGGGUUACUUCCUCACUCACCUGACAGUGACACCUCAACCCACGUCUAUUACUGAACUCAUCCGACUUCUGAGUCGCUAUGCAGAAUGGUCUCGCGUCUCUGCUUCCGUGCUAAACGUCAACACACCAACUGUUGUUCAAGUCUUGAGGGACGUAACUAGUUACCGAUUCAGCCUUGCAGCGAGUGUAUCGCCAGGGAAAGGUGAAGGACAAGAAGACGUGCGUGAAGAGCGUAUCAAAGUCCUCGAAAAUGUUUGGAGUCCACCCUUGAUUUAUCCUACGCCGGUUCAAAGGGCGCAUGCUGAAAGUGGAAUUUCUCCCACCGAAUCCUCUGCAGAACUAUUCGGGACACCAUGGGGACACUGCGGAGAAACUAUAGCGUUUGCCUCACUAUACAAAACUAUUCACAUGGGACACUCAAUUGGCACGCUUGCACUCGCUGUAAAGCCGAUGACAUCUUUUAUUCCCGGAACCGCGACGGUACCAGUACAGACUAUCGAAACACUCUGGCAUUUGAACGAUGUCGUGGAAGUGCUCAGAGUAGCAGGAGCUAUGCGACCGAUGUGCCUCAAUUGCCUGUAUUUGAUGAAUAGUGCAGGAGGGAACGCGGAGGAUUACGCUGUUACUUUUUGUGCCCCUCCACGACGGUCUGCUGAUAACUGCCGAGCUACAAGUGAAUCCAAAUGUAGUGGCGUUGAACGUUGA
This is a messenger RNA of Marasmius oreades (fairy-ring Marasmius), 732 nucleotides long. RefSeq lists its product as uncharacterized. The record is from RefSeq and is a predicted model, not a curated record. Lineage: Eukaryota; Fungi; Basidiomycota; Agaricomycetes; Agaricales; Marasmiaceae. The transcript has 3 exons. The coding region runs from base 1 to 732 and encodes 243 amino acids.